Phialemonium atrogriseum is the source of this 5941-nucleotide messenger RNA. RefSeq names its product nucleoporin subcomplex protein binding to Pom34-domain-containing protein. The record is from RefSeq and is a predicted model, not a curated record. Lineage: Eukaryota; Fungi; Ascomycota; Sordariomycetes; Cephalothecales; Cephalothecaceae. Gene Ontology annotation, molecular function: structural constituent of nuclear pore. The transcript has 4 exons. Bases 152 to 5608 code for a protein of 1818 amino acids. Gene Ontology annotation, cellular component: nuclear pore inner ring. Gene Ontology annotation, biological process: RNA export from nucleus; protein import into nucleus.
UGCGUUCCCAGCCGGGCGCGUUUAGCAACCACCCGACUCGAUUAACACCACCUUCGAUGACCGACAUCAUCGCCCACCGCUCAUGCUCGCAAACCACACAGCACCGCUUCGGUUACCCGCUUCGGUUACUCGCUGAUCGAAGGUAGCAAUCAUGACCGACCGAGCAUACUUCCCUCCCUUGGAGCAAUGUUUGACUGGCGAAAACGCCCUGCUGUCGUGGAAACAUGUUGCUUGCGCGCUCUCCGUCGAUUCACCAGACCGUCUGACUACUCCGGCCGUCUCCAAUUUUCUGAAGGAUCCAUUUGUCCACGAAUUAGUGAAGGAUCCGUCCAAGGUUUUCGAGCAGCCGACCGCUCGAUCCAAAUCAGAGUUCGAGACCAAGACAGCCGCCAUAAACGUCACGCCGACCCCGAACGACAAGUAUGACAUCAGCACGAUCAAAGCCGAUGCGCAAUGGCUUAGCCAAAACGCAAAGGUCAACGAGUCCGCCGCCUUGCGGGUGGUGGUCAUUGCUUUUCAUUCUCGAGCCCAUAGCCAUCUGAUGGGGCCUCUCUCCAUCCAAGACUUUGUGAACUUGCAAGAAGCUGCCGGUGUGCGUAAUGGACAGGCCUCGGCCAUCCUGGGCUCUGUCGACACGUCGACCACCGUCGACGCCGAGACGAUCUGGGCCGAGUUUGAGACGGUGGAGAGUCGGCGCCGACAUCUUCUCGCGACCUACCUCUCGGAACGCCGCUCGUUCACUAUAACUGCGGACUUCUUGAUGACUUUCUUGUUGCACAGCCAACGGACAGUGGCUGGCUCGGAGUCCGACGCGCUACGCCGAGCUGUUUUGAAGGAAGCAUUCGCCUUCGACGAAGAGACCGAUGUCAACAUAGCGACCUUUGAGGCUCUUAUACCGAGAUAUUUUGGGCUUCUGGGGAAGUUUCUUGAAAACCCGCAGACUGUGUUGCCGUCAUUCGACUCUCAGAUCCUCACAGCGGACUUGGAAACGGACUGGAUGCGGACCUCGUUAACCGAAGCCAUUCAUUCCAUGAGCCUUGCCUUUCAGAUCCUGGAUCUUGCCGGUCAGAGAUUUGCAAACCCCGACGUGGUAUCACAAUGGUUUCAACUCACGGCAAAGUACCGCUUCUUCGACCAGUUGCGAUGUCCCGACGAAUCAGUCUCAGAAUUGGUCCUGCCAUUGCGUAGCAUCGUCUGCGUAAUCUCGUUGAGCCUCAUCAACCUCGGCAAGUCGAUUGCUUACCUCGACCAAGAUGCAGACCUCGAUGAAAACGAAGACCCGUAUCUUGCGUCUCCUGAAGUCCUGGGCACGAUUCAUAACACGGUCUGCGGUGCAGCGGACGCGAACAUAGCGACAGCCAGCCCGGUCAUAUUCGCAUGGAGCCUGGUUCUCCAGAAGAUGUACGUCGCGUACCAAGAAAGGGCCGAGAGACGAGAUCUGGCCCAGAACCAGCGAGCUCAGGAUGGCUUUGAGUUGGAGAACCACCCCUACCCCACUGGCCGAAGGAAUUCUGCUGGAAGUAUCGUGUCGAUCGAGAAGUCACCCUACGAUCUCUUCCUUGCCACCUCGUCGUUGGACCGAGAUAUACAACCCGUGGAGCAACUUGCCAUGGCAGCGACUUCACGUGGUCUGGUCUACGAUAUGAUCACCGACAUGGCUCUGUGCAUGGGAAACAACCAACAGGCGGCUUUCCGGCCAGUCGUCGGGUCCCGAGCGAGAAUGGUCUUCUUGGGGCUGCUGAAAAUAAGCUUUCCGGUCGUUGGUUACCUAUCGGAACCGGUGACAGCUUUACUGCCUGUUCUUUCUGGAGGACAACAAUAUUGGGAUCUUUCGAAUGAGACAGCUCUGGCCCCGGAAAGGGAAGUAACUGCUCUAGCCUUGAGGGACCCUUUUCUUCUCGAGUCCUACGUUUCCCAGUCGCUCCAUCGAUACCCUUACGAGUUUCUCCCCUUCACCAACCUUUGCCGGAUCCUUUCCUCGUCUCUGUGUUCAGAUGACAGGACGGAACUCUUACUAGACUUCCUCCUCAAAACGCCGAGCUUGACAUUUGAGUUCGACAACGAGUGGGACAAUUACGAGCUUGCACAUGAAGUCGAUAACUCAAACACCAUUCGCCUUCUCACGGAUGAAUGUUUAUUCACGCCCUCAUCUGCGAGGAGGCGACACUUGUCCAGCGAAGAGUCAUUCCGCAUCCCAUCCGGCACAUACGGCCGCUUCGUUACCGAUGGCGGCAAGGUCGUCCUGCUGGAGUAUGAGCAUUCCACCCUCGCCCUCCUGGGCAAACGCCUCGAGGUUAAUACCGCCACCGAUGCGUACAGGCGCAAGCCACUCGGGUUCCUUGAGCCUGAAGAGACGGCAGAAGCGAUAAAUCUUCUGGCUACUCUCUUGAGGGUCACAGUCCUAAAGGCACCGGCUCCUGCCUCCGGGGCGGUAUCAGAAGCCGGACUCAGACUCCUGAAGGAGGCAAGCAGGGCCCUCCCCCGUACAAAAGACAUCAUCACUGUCAUCCAUGACACCCUGGACAGCGUAAUCCAGGAUGAACUCACAGAUUCCGAGGGUGCGGAUAUAUCCGUCGUUUCCUCUUGCUUGCGCUUCCUUCAUGCCCUCUUGCCUCUUGCGCCAGGCCGCGUCUGGUCGUACAUGGCUCGCUGCGAGCUCCUGAACAGUGAAUCGAGGGCGGGGCGCCUAUCACGAAUCACUGGAAACCUGGAUAUGCUCUCGGAAAGAUAUGACCUCCUCGUCUCUUCAACCCACCUCUUCUCGAGCCUGGUCAACAGCGUCAUGACCAGUGCCGCUCAGCGCAAAAUCGGAACCAGACCAUCCAGCCGACAGGAAGUCGUCGACGAUCCCUGGUUGGGCGUCUCGGAUAAGAUACUUGCACGAGUAUGCCUCUCGAUAGCCCAGACAUCUGUUGAUAUCUACGAGAACUCGGCCACGUGGAGAUUCUCUUCCGAAGUCCACCGCAGUGUCGUAGUGAGGGAUGUAGUCGGGAUAAUGAACGACCUGAUAACCUUCUCGUUUAGCACUGGCGCUCCAGACGGUUCGAAAGGCUUAACGGCUUCCCUAGUACCAGCUGCAAAAUACGUUGUCGACAGUUUCCUGUCUCCCUCGGCCGGGACGUUGAGAUUCCAACCCCUCCUAGCCAGCCUUUUGGUAGCCUUCCAGAUCCCGGACACGACUUUUUACCCCCGACGAGAGCAGAUCUUGACCGACCGGCUGCUUGCCGUCCUGAAGCUUGCGACCGCCUUGUUAAGGGUUGCAGAUUAUCUGGACCAAUCGUCGUCGACAACACAGAAGCAGCUAUUCAAGGUGGGCUCCUUGGUGGCUCGACUGUAUGCCGUUCGCGAUGCCUUCAGGUUGCCGUGCCUGACUUUGCUUGGAGCUCUGGUCGAGAGCGCCGGAAAAGGAAACAAUGAGCCACCAUCUCUGCUCGGCUACCUAGGACCCCAAUUAUCCCGGUCCUUCAUACAGAUCCUCUCGAAGCUGGAUAGGCCGCUUGAUCGACUGCCCACAUCGGUCGGCAUCUGGGAGUUCUUCUCCGCCAUCAUGCGGAAUAGACAGCAAUGGAUGGCGAAUUCUCUCCUUACCGGGAAAACACCGCGAGAAGCCUUGCAAGGGGACGGCAGAAUAUCCAAAAUACACCCGGAUUCGGUCCUCAAUACCGCGCUGGAGAGGCUAGCCCACAUAUCUUCCAUGCCGAGUAAGGAAGCUCUGGCAAUUCUGGACUUCUUCAACUCGUCCCAGAACUAUUGGCCAUGGACGAUCUUUGCGAUGCAAAAGGACAACUCCUUCUUGGAGGUCCUCCGAAGCUAUGUCCGUGGCCUCAAAUCCGCGUCUGUGGUUUCCAAGUCAGAUCCAGCGGAGGCUGCCUAUCAGGCGCGGAUAGCUUCCUACAUUGCAGAGACGUUUGCAAUGCAGCUGUACCACCUGCGCCAGAUGGGGAGAGAGGAGAACUUUGCCAGAGAUGUGGUCGACGAUCUCGACUACUUCCUGCGCGAUGGGGUGCAGGUCUCUGGAUACAAUACUUCGUUGCAUGCGAACUUUUCGAAAAAUUUCGCAAACCGGUAUUCCGGGUGCUCGUUGGACGAUUUCAAGACGACAGCACUAGCACCUCGGAGUCUGGGUCCGCAGUACUACUAUGCUCUGGAUUACGCCGACGCCAUGCUGAAGUUUGAUGCCGGCUGGAUCGGCCCACGACGAAAUGGGUUCAGGCACGAGAUGGAGACGGCCAACUUGAACCUCUCUCUGGUCGAUGCCCAAAUAGCGCUUUUCCAUGCUUGGGAGUACCUGCUCCUAGAACUCAGUGUCUGCCUCCUGCCGAAGAACCAGAAGAUCCCCAAGCAGAUGCUCCAAGUCGCAGAGAAGUGCUUGGAGUCUAACCAGACGCCGCAACCGCCCGAUAGCAUAUUCGUACGGAUCACACAGUCGAGGGCCAACCUGGCCCUGACUCUCUUGCAGCGUCUUGCGGACUCGUCCUUGUUACCUAAGGAUAUUACCCAACUCCUCAUGACCGUCUCGGCCGCCCUAAACGGCGUCGAAAACCCCUUUGGUCCGGAGCAAAUGAACUACUUCCGAACACUCUUGAGGAUUCUCUACGUCGUUCUACGGGGAUCAGCCCACUCAGCAAAGUCGGAUGCCACUACCACGGCGUCGUCGAGCGAGACUCCGGUGGCGCUCACCCAGCUAGUGCUUAACAUCCUUGAUCGAAUGGUUGCCCAGGGCUUCCGGUCUCUCGUAACCUUGGUGCACGAGUGCGAGUCCCCAACCGGGCCCGAGGAUAUUGCGCUUAUUACGGCGAUUCUGCAGGCCUGUCUCAGCAUACCCGGGACGGGUCAAUGCCAGACGCAGAUCCUCAACAUCAUGGCCUCUAACGACGUCCUGCACGUUGCCACCUCGCUCUUUUCCUGGGCCGACAAGCUUGCGGACAAGGGCGACCCGGUCUACGGCGAGCUGGCCCUGCUCUUUCUCCUCGAACUCUCCGCACUGCCCGUCGUGGCCGAGCAGCUAGCCUGCGAUGGCCUCCUCAGCCACUUGACGUCGGCCAGCCUCGCAGGGUUCAUGCGCCGAUCGAACGUCUCGCCCUUCUCGGACAACGCGGGAGCGGCGCGGUGCUACGGCGUCUGGGCCAAGGGCGUGCUGCCUCUUCUCCUCAACAUGCUCAGCGCCCUGGGCGCCACCGUCGCGCCCGAGGUCGCCUUCGUCCUCAACCAGUUCCCCAACCUCCUCCGGGCCAGCGUCGAGCGUUUCGAGGCCCCCGGCAUAAGCAGGACGGCGACGCGGGACGCGCCGCAGUACGUGACGCUGCUGGCCGUGUCCGAGGUGCACUCGCUGGCCAUGCUGACGCGGGUGCUGGCGGUGCUGCGGGCGAACAACAACCGCGACAUCGCCGAGGUCGGGUGGGACGGCGGCCCGCUGCUGGAGAACGUCGACUUCUGGCUGACGAGCCGCAAGGUGCUCCGGGAGCGCCUGCUGCCGCUCGGGUCUAGGGAGGCCGACUGGCGGGCCACCAGGGCUGCUGAGGGGAGCGGGUGCGAGAACAGGCUGGAGGAGAGGGUGGUCGCACAGCUGAUGUCGGUGAGGGACGUCCUCAGCGAAGACCUGGAGUAGAGGGGGAUGUCGUUGUGGAGGAAGAAUGGAAAAUCAGAUAAAAGGGGAUAAAAGGGGAAUGCCCACGUAUUAGUGAGGGACCCCGGGUCUGUAUGUAUCAUGAGCGACAGGGCUGUCAGGACUCGAGAGCGAUGGAAUUUGGGAGGCGCAGAGGCAUUGCACGAGGACCACGAAGAGGCUAUCAAACGACCCCCAUUUGUGGACAUGUCAAGAUGCUACGCCUAGGACUAUGUGCAUUCUGAUCAUAGUCUGGCACAAUAAUUAUUCGACUUCAUGCCCGGAUCUCCGUCUUGGAGUUGAAAUUCCUGUUUGUUCUAUGUGGUCAUAUCCGGC